Messenger RNA from Tympanuchus pallidicinctus (lesser prairie-chicken), 762 nucleotides. RefSeq names its product centromere protein W (gene CENPW). The transcript has 3 exons. Lineage: Eukaryota; Metazoa; Chordata; Aves; Galliformes; Phasianidae. The record is from RefSeq and is a predicted model, not a curated record. Gene Ontology annotation, molecular function: protein heterodimerization activity; DNA binding. Bases 132 to 362 code for a protein of 76 amino acids. Gene Ontology annotation, cellular component: kinetochore; nucleoplasm. Gene Ontology annotation, biological process: chromosome segregation; kinetochore assembly; mitotic cell cycle.
CAGCGCUCGGCCGUUGGGAAGUGCGUCACGGCGGGAGCGCGCCUGCGCCAGGGCGGCGGAUUCGAACGGCGGCGGGCGGCGCUGAGCCCUGUCACGGCAGCAGAAGGAGAAGGAGAACGGGGAGGAAGAGGAUGAGGCGCACGGCGCCCCGCGGAGCUUUGCGGAAGAUCAUAAAGAAGCACAAGCCUCACUUACGGCUGGCGGCCAACACCGACUUGCUGGUACAUUUGAGCUUCUUGUUGUUUCUCCAUCGGUUAGCAGAAGAAGCCAGGACAAAUGCUUUUGAGAACAAAAGUAAAGUAAUUAAACCUGAGCAUACUAUAGCUGCAGCAAAGGUUAUUUUAAAGAAAAGCAGAGGAUAGAGGAGAAAAAAAAAAAAAAAAGAAAUGCAGAGCCUACUAAACAUCAGUGGAAUUUCCAAAGGUUUUUCUGUGUUUUCUUACUAACUUGAGAUUCUGCGAGCCAACUUUGCACCUGUAAAAGCAUUUAGUCUUAUUUAUAUCCAUCUCCUGACUCUUGCUUCUGCUAUUGAAAAAUACAUACAUGCACACACACUGUAAUGUUUUCAUACACUUGAUAAAAAUUUUUAGAAUGUAUCAUUUACGGACAUAACGAUUAGUGUAAUUUAAGAUUUGUUGUACUUAAUUUCUCCCAUAAUAAUGGAAGGAUCCUACUGUGCACAUUCUUCAAGUACGUGUAAUUCAUCCUUAGAAGUGUGAAACUUUUAAAGAGGAACAGCAGUAAGGAUACAAUUUUCACUAA